ACGGCGGGCGGGGAGCGCUGCCCUGGCCGGCGAGGACUUGCCGCUGAGCCUCCAGCGGUGGCCAGGACCAGCCGGCUUAGGGCUUGAGGGGGAGGAAGUGGGUGGCCAUCUUUGGUAAGGGCAGCGCUGAGGCGACAGGCUGCUGCCGCGCUACGCCCCGUUCUUCAGGCGUACCGGAGGGUGCCUCAGGACGGGUCGCCUGUGGCCUCCGCGCCCGGGGGCGAAACAGUGCGUGGAACGGGAGCCGCUUGAGGAAGCCAGGGCAGGAACGGUGCCAGCCCGCUCGGCGUGCGAACGCCCGCGCGCGGCGGCUCCGCCCUGACAUCAGCGGUGCUGGCCCGCCGCGGCUGGCGGCUGAAGCGCCCUGCCGCCAUCUUGGCUACGGGCAGUCCCGGGAGGGAGCGAGGAGCCGCUCUUGCUCGCCUGCCAUCUUCCAUCCCGGGCGGCCCCGCCGGAGGGAGAGCGGGUCCGGCGACGGCGAGUCCUUGCGCGGGCGGCGGGCACUGCCCGGCGUUGGCCCGGCCUCGCCGCGGCGAAAUUUCAGGUUGACUAUCAAGAAAUGAAGGUUGGGACAACGUGUGUUGGACUGCGAAAUCUUCUCCAAGGGCUGAGCUUCAGUGUCAAAUACUACUCUAAGCAUAACCAUCUUCAAACAGUAUGUCUUUAUAGUAAAAUAAAACACAAAAAAUGCCACAUCCUGGACUGUUCAGGAGGUACAUGCACACACCGGACUGUGCCACCUGGAAGCAUCGUGCCUUGGAGAUUCUUUUCCUGCAAGCAGGCAGGGACAAAAAUCCCUUCCAAAAGGAAGCAAAAUACAUCCAUAACAACAUCCGCGCAUUUGUACAAGGAUCUUCUGAAAUCAGAGCAGGAAAACUGGAAUGACAUUUCAGAAGGGUACAAAGCCAUGACAAAAAGAAUCAAGGAAAAAUUAGAAGAAUUGCACAACAAGUGUAUGUUCAAUUCAGGAAGCCCAAGGAUCAGGUUUGGAGAGAAUGUGUACUUUGAAGAGAAUGGCUGCAUAUUUCUUUCAAAAGGAGAUGAUGUAGAUGAAGGAAAUGUUGACAUUUUAUUCAGUACUGAAGAUCUUGGCUUUUCUGAUGCCUUUAUUCAACGGAUCAGAAUUUCACCAGAUCAGAGAUACAUGGCAAUCAGCUUAAAAAGUGACAAUUCUGAAGAGGCAACCUGCGUUAUUAUGAAACUUGGUCAUUUUCCUGCUGUGGAAGAAGUAAUUCCAAGUGUAUUUAGUUUUGAAUGGGCUACAAAUGAUGUUCUGUAUUACACAAGUCAGAAGAACCUUAAAUGCCAGAAUGUGUUUAUGACCACUUUCACUAAUCAGAAACAUACUGAGUUAGUUUAUACAGAACAAGAUGCAAGAUUCUUUGUGGACAUCUAUUGCACAAAAGAUAGGCGUUUUCUCACUAUCAACAGCAACAGCAAGACAACCUCGGAAGUUUGGCUGGUUGACUGUAGACAUCCUUUUAGGUUACCUGCUCUUGUACAAGCACGAACAAAAGGGCUCAUUUACCAUAUUGAGCACAGAAAUGACGAGUUAUAUAUUCUUACUACAUACGGAGAACCUGCAGAAUAUAAGUUGAUGAAGGCACCAGUUGCUUCUAGUGGCAUGGAGAACUGGCAGUUAGUUUAUGCACUGGAAAAGAAAACCAAACUAGUAGACUUGGAGAUGUUCAGUGAUCGCUGUAUUAUGUUCCUGAAGAAUGCUGGUCAUCUUUACUUAAACGUGAUUUCUUUUGUUUCACAUUCAGUUCAGUCAAUAAAGCUACCUACAUGGGCCUGUGAAUUUGAAUUGGAAUCUCAUCCUGAGCAUACCACCAGCACUUGCUAUUUUCAGCUCACCUCCCCAGUACACCCCCCUAAGCGUUUUGCAUAUUCAUUUAAAGAAAAUAAUCUCAUUGAACAAGCUGUGCAAGAGGUACCAAUUAUUACGAAUUGUCACACUACACGUUUACUAGCUAAAAGCAAGGAUGAAACUUCGGUGCCAAUUACAGUUUUUCAUAAUAUGAAUUCUAAAGAGCUACACAGGAAACCACUUCUAGUUCAUGUAUAUGGAGCUUAUGGCAUAGAUUUGAACAUGAGCUUUAAAGAAGAGAAGCUGAUGUUAAUUGAAGAGGGGUGGAUAUUAGCAUAUUGCCAUGUUAGGGGUGGAGGAGAGCUAGGCCUUAGCUGGCACAAAGAUGGAUGUCAGCAAAAUAAACUCAAAGGUCUCCAUGACCUUAAGGCUUGCAUCACGCUGCUGCAUGAAUUAGGAUUUUCUCAGCCAAAAUACACAGCACUAGCAGCUGCCAGUGCUGGAGGAGUUCUUGCAGGAGCCCUCUGCAACUCUGAUCCGGAACUUAUCAGAGCCAUGGUUUUACAGGCUCCUUUCGUAGAUGUUCUAAAUACUAUGAUGAAAACUCAUCUCCCACUGACAAUUGAAGAACAGGAAGAAUGGGGAAAUCCAUUAGCAGAUGAAAAAUGUAUGAAGUACAUCAAAAGCUAUUGUCCAUACCAGAAUAUUAAGACACAGUGUUACCCUUCAGUUUUUAUCACGGCAUAUGAAAAUGAUCAACGGAUACCACUAGCAGGAGUUCUACGAUAUGUUCAGAAACUUAGAAAGGCUGUGCUAGAUCAUGUCAGCAACACAAAUAAGAAAGCGAUCACAAGCUUCAUUGUUCCAGGAAAUUGGAUCCCUAAUAUCAUCUUAGACAUCCAGGCAAAUGGCAGUCACUGUGAUUCAUCUUGGGAGGAUUCGCUGAAUGAGGUUGCAAGACACCUUGCUUUUUUGAACAAAGAACUUGAAGUAUGCCAUCUCCAACAGCACAUGAAAUCCUGCAAAUAGCUAAUAAACACACUGACCACAUGAAGAACUUCGGGUCAGAUUUUUAUUUAUAUGACAAGCAAACCCCUUCUCCAGAGAAGAGAUGUAGCACAUCCAGCCCCGCUGAAUGGGUAGCUCGUUGCUGCGAAGUAAAGCUAGCUCUCUGUACAAGUUCAGGGUUGAGUUGGACCAGGUCAUCUGGAUCUGCAACAGGCAGCAUUAACAGGGUCACGGCAUUGCACUGAAGGAAAGCUUCAACAUGCUGGCUGCGACUUUUCAUUGCUCUUGCCUGCCCUGUGGCUACACCAAAGGCUUGAGCUUCCCUGGAAGAGUCCAUUUGCUUCCUGCUCAGUCCUUCUAACCUUCUGAAACAGGAUUUUGAAUUAAAAUACUAGACAAAGCUUAUUCUUUGACGUGCUGGAGCAAUUAAUGAUGUUCGUAAGUAUUACUCAAAGGUUAGUGUUAUCAGGCCAAAAUUACUAGUUUUCAUCUCUUUUCUUUGCAUAGGAAAUGCAGCAUCUAUUUGCUACUGGACCUUCAGCAAUGUAUCAGGAACCAUUAAAAAAAAAUAUUAGCCAGGACCAUUGAAAAGUAUGUGCAAUGCUAGGAAAAAAAGGUGAGAGCGGAAAGACGUGGCGUUAAGGGAUUCAUUCUUAAGGAUGUAGAGAGGUUACUAGUGGAGUCUUUGAAGGAUGAGUCUCGAGAGCAGUCUCAUUUCAUGCUUUAGUUAACAGGUAUGACCAGAAGCGUUUUGUUUCUUCACAUACAUGCAGUACCCGCAGUGAGGGGAGAGGCCCCACAGAGACAGCGAGAUCAUCACAGAAGAACGGGGCAGCCACGGAUACCACCACCAAAGAAACACGCCAAAAUUCAGCAGUACAAAGUAGCAAACACUUAAGGACUAAAUCAAAACACUUGAGGUAGCUGUACUACCUGAUGGGGUAUAACUUAAAUGGGGGGGAAUAAAAGCAGCAAUUGUCAGACUCCCCAUGCUCAGCCCCACUUCCCCUUAUUUUAAGGAAUUCUACAUUGUCUGCUGGGAGACACAAUGCAGACCAGGCAUGAGGUUUCAUCAGAGCUCCACCUUGCUUGGCAAAGCGCUCUCGCUGUGACCUCUGUCCACCAGUGUCUCUCCCCUCUGAAGUCAUCAGAGAUGCUGCCAGAUCGAAACUCACUGUCUCCCCUGUAUCCACCAGCCCAGGCAUUCCCCGUAAUACAAGUCAGCGCUGCCUCCAUUUCUUGAAAAUGCAAACAUCUCUUUGCUUUUAAAACAAGGUGCCAUCCCCACAUUUGACUGGCUAUUAACAGCUCCUUGUAUCAACAGAGAUAAAAACCUCUCUCCACUUGGGCGAUUCAGCUCUGUUUCAGCACAGGCUUCAGUGCAAGAGCCGCUUUACCUUCAGCGCCAAUCCUUCAGUUAACUGUUGUCCUUCACACAACAUCCAGACGCGCUAAGCACCUUCAUCCUUGGCUCUUGAUGGAGACUAGAGCUGAAAGCGGUUAACCACUUCCAGAGAGCGGUCACGUUGGGUUAUUUGACUGCUAGCACCAACUUCAAAGAAAGUAACAGCAAUCUCAGGACACAGAGGGAGAAGUACCUGUGCCACUGUACAAGAUGCCCAAGACAUCUCUGCUGUUAAAUUUAAUUCUGGCCAUCCACAGCUGAGAAAAACCUCAGGCUGGAAGCGCUGCAAGGAGUAAGUAGCGGCUAAACAAAGGGAUGGCGAGUCUCUCCCUCCAGGGCAGACUGGGAAAGCCUACCCCAUUUAAUCUAGCUUAACAAAAGUGAGGGGGGAUGUUGUCAGAGCCGGAAAAACAAAUAAGCAUAAGCAAGGGUGGGAAACGCUAUUUCAGCUGAAGGACAGGUUUGGUUCACAGACAGCUUAGUGCAAACAGUUUGCAAAUAAGGUUCUGCUGAAAAGUAGAGGGCCCCUGAAGCAUCAAAGCAAAGAAAUUUUAAAGACAGCCUUUAGCAGGAAGAGAAAGCGAAAGGGAAGUCCUUUAAAAGUGCAAUAGCCUGUUCCAAAAACCCAUCGAGAUCUUGCCAGGCACUUGUGAGAGGAGGGGACUCAAGCCGGCAAAAAUAGCAAGUUGUAUCUUCUGAAAACCCAGAGGACCACAACACCACCCGCUGACAGCGCUUCCACUCAAGGACAAUUUUAUUGGGAUUUUUUUUUCGUUGCUUGUUUGCUUUUAAAUUAAAAAGACUUGAACAAAGUACCUCUGAUAGUGGAAGUAUUACAAGAUAAAGCCUGAAUUUUGUUUAUAAACCUAAUGUUUGUCCAGACACCUUUUUGUUAACGACAGUUUACGUAAGUUGCAAUCCUCAAAUUACUUCCAACUAGACCGUAAAUUGUGUACCACAAAUAAUCAGAGAAAUGAAGUGUAGAAAUAGCUGCUUUGCUGUUGGCAGAGCAGCAGCGGGUUACU
Molecule: messenger RNA, 5248 nt
Organism: Chroicocephalus ridibundus (black-headed gull)
Lineage: Eukaryota; Metazoa; Chordata; Aves; Charadriiformes; Laridae
Gene: PREPL
Product: prolyl endopeptidase like
Exons: 17
Coding region: 560-2839 (759 amino acids)
Biological process (GO): proteolysis
Cellular component (GO): cytoskeleton; Golgi apparatus
Molecular function (GO): serine-type endopeptidase activity
Source: RefSeq, a predicted model, not a curated record